AUGGGAUCUAAUAUGCAAGUGGCUGUUAAAAUCUUCUUUGUUGCUUUUUGGGUAUCUUUCAUUACCCUAGCCGAAGAGCAAGAAUGUUUGAAAGCAAAUAUUGAGUUUGAGAAUACCCAGAAAAGUGAUCUUCUUGAAAGCUAUCUGAAUGAACAAAAAGUGAAACUGAGCUGUGCUAUCGGCUACGUUGGAUUUUUGAAGCUUCAAUGUAAAGAUGGUAAAUGGAAUCUAAUUGCAGGGAGAGAAUGCAAAAAAAGACCAUGUGGUCACCCAGGAGACACACCAAAUGGAGAUUUCAAACUUAUAAGAGAGUCAGAGUUUGUAUUUGGAGCUACAGUGGAAUAUACAUGCAGGACAGGGUAUAUUAUGGCCAGCAGAGUAAAUACUCGGAACUGUCGUAUCGAAGGGUGGGAUAAUGCCGUACCUGUCUGUGAAGUGGUGAAAUGCCCGAUAAUUAGCAAUUUAGGUGAUGUAAUUGCAACAGGCAACACUGAAGAAGCAAGUUAUGGUGACGUUAUCUACUUUGAGUGUGAAUCGCCUAACAAGAUGUUAGAGGGGCCAGAAAACAUACAUUGUAAAGAAAAUGGACAAUGGAGUGGCAUUAUACCAAAGUGUACAGAAAUAAAAUGUCAGCCACCUGAAAUACCACAUGCAUUUCCUAUCACUGAUGAGGUGUACAACAAAAAUGAUAUAUUAAAAUAUAGAUGUAAAACAGGGUACAAGCCCAGGCCUGGAAACCCUAAGUGCACAAAAUAUGGCUGGAGCGUAAAACCAGAAUGUGAAGAAAUUGUCUGUCUACUUCAAUCAUCUUCAAAUGAUGUUGCCGUCACAAACCCAAAAGGGAAAAAUAUAUUUCGAGUUGGAGAGUCUGUGGAGAUAAAAUGCUCACAAAAGUACUGGGUUUUAGGAACAAAGCAAAGAUCAAGAACAAUUAGAUGCAAAGAGAAUGGGAACUGGGAGUUCAACCCAGUGUGUGAAGUAAAAUGUGCAGAAGCUUCAGUACAAAAUGGGAUCAUAUCUGAAUGGGCCAAUGGAUUUUUCUACUCAUGUGACUCAGACUAUAAAGCAUUUGAUGAAAAAUGGUGGGGAAUGGUGACCUGCACUGAAGGUCAAAAAAGUGAUGCACCACUGUGUAUACCUCAUGAUCAGUGUGGUCAAAUACCCAAUGUUUAUGCAAAGCACAGUGAACGAAAGAAAGGGUCUGAGAAUGAAACAGUGGAGUUUGAAUGUGAAUCAAAGCAAUGUUGUUAUAAAUGUAUCAGUGGAAAUUGGAAAAAGCAAGACUGUGAAUGUAAGACAUUUUUAUGUGGCACUCCUCCUCAUGUUGAAAAUGCAGUUAUUGCUUCUCACAAUCACCAAUAUGUGGAAUACAAGUGUCGAGAAAAUUACAGAAUAAAUGGAAAACGGUUAAUAUUCUGUGAUAACUCACAGUGGAAAGAAUCACCAACUUGUGAACUGGGUGAAAAACACAGAUGCCCAUCUCCUGACCGAGAAAUAAAUAAUGCAACAAGAGUGAGCGCACAACUGAAAGCAUACUAUGAGGAAGGUGGCACAGUAACAUACAAGUGUAAAGAAGGCUUUCAAUUUGAGAGUGGGUCCGAGGCCACAUGUUCUGCAGAAGAAUGGAAUUACCCACGGUGCAUACAAUUGAGUGAAAAACACAGAUGCCCAUCUCCUGACCGAGAAAUAAAUAAUGCAACAAGAGUGAGCGCACAACUGAAAGCAUACUAUGAGGAAGGUGGCACAGUAACAUACAAGUGUAAAGAAGGCUUUCAAUUUGAGAAUGGGUCCGAGGCCACAUGUUCUGCAAAAGAAUGGAAUUACCCACGAUGCAUAUAA
Molecule: messenger RNA, 1839 nt
Organism: Neoarius graeffei (lesser salmon catfish)
Lineage: Eukaryota; Metazoa; Chordata; Actinopteri; Siluriformes; Ariidae
Product: complement factor H-like
Exons: 12
Coding region: 1-1839 (612 amino acids)
Source: RefSeq, a predicted model, not a curated record